Penicillium cinerascens is the source of this 2034-nucleotide messenger RNA. RefSeq names its product terpene synthase family protein. NCBI's taxonomy places the organism in Eukaryota, Fungi, Ascomycota, Eurotiomycetes, Eurotiales, Aspergillaceae. Gene Ontology annotation, biological process: diterpenoid biosynthetic process. Gene Ontology annotation, molecular function: magnesium ion binding; terpene synthase activity. Bases 1 to 2034 code for a protein of 677 amino acids. The record is from RefSeq and is a predicted model, not a curated record. The transcript has 5 exons.
AUGGACGAAAGCAGUGUCAUAAUACAGGCUAAUAGCCUUCUCCAAGAGCUGAUUUCCGCACACGACGAGAAGUAUCAUAUUGGUACUGUGGUAAGCGGUAUUUAUGACACAGCAUGGAUAUCUAUGGUCUUGAAGAAGCCCAACCCUUCCACGGCCCAAGAAUGGGCCUUUCCUGCGUGUUUUGACUUUCUACUCCAAAACCAAGCUGAAGAUGGAGGGUGGGGGCAUGAACAUUCGCUUGUGGAGCGUGUCACAUGUACCCUUGUCUCUCUCUUAUCCAUUUUGAGGCACCUUGGUGUAUCGGAAGGUGCUUCAGUGAAAGACCAAGUGGACUUACAGUACCAAGCAGAUAAAGCCAUUCAAUUUGUCAAGUCAAGCCUGCCAAAUUGGGAGCUCGCGUCAUUAGACACUGGCAUUCCAAUAGGUCUGGAACUUUGGUUGCCCGUUGUUAUUGAAAAAUUGGAAGAAGAAGGAGUGUCAUUCGAUAUUCCUGGUAAAGACCGUGUAAUCAGGUUGCGCCUGGAAAACCUCUCCCGGUUUCCAGUGGAGGUACUCUACAGACCUAGCGGCUUGUUUCAGCCUUCGCCCUUGUUCACCCUCGAAGGGUUGAUCGGAAUUAUCGACUUCGGCAAACUUAGACAUCAAACGGUCUUCGGAUCUAUGUUCUCAUCUCCAUCAUCCACCGCUGUUUAUCUGAUGGAGUCGCCUGAUUGGGACCCUGCCUCAGAAGCUUACCUAAACCAUGUGGUGGAACACAGCAUUAUCAAGCAUAAUCGCGCGGUGCCCGGGAUGUUCCCAACGUCAGUGUUUGAUAUUGACUGGGUUCUCAACAUCUUUGUCGAGGGUGGUUUCAACCUGAACAAGCUCGAUGCCAACGCUGUAAAGGUCCUAGGAAACAUGAUCCUCCAACGUCUGGAAAAGCAGGAUGGAAUUAUUGGGUCCGAUUUACUCAUUUGUCCCGAUUCCGACUCUACAGCGAUGGCACUCAAAACAGUUUAUCACUCCCCUGGAACGCGCCUUUCAGCUCAGAAUAUGAUUAAUGCAUUUGAGGGCGAGAAGAACUAUUUCACAUAUAGCGGCGAACGUGACCCCAGCAUUAGCAGCAAUGCCCACGUUUUGCAAGCACUAGUGCUUGAUUCAGCUGCAAUGAAACAUACCGCCUCCAUUGAAAAGUGCGCUCGAUAUCUCUGUGAAACAUGGAGGAACGCAAACAAGCUUGUUCGGGAUAAAUGGCGCGUGGAGCCUUUAUCAGAAACCCUACUCAAGACCCUUAUCCCUCUGACCCUUUUCCAAGCCGUGCUACGGAUCCUUCUCACGCAGAACCCUAACGGGUCUUGGGGACAAACAAGUCUUCGAGAGAAUACUUCGCUUGCGGUCAUCACGUUGAAGAGUACAUGGUCUCUUCCCUUCGUGUCUGCCACUCUAAGCCAGGUAAUGGAUCAGGCCAUCAAGGAAGGCCAAGCCUUUAUCUCUGCAAAUAUGGACGCACCAUUCAACGAUUACUCCUGGAAUGGAAAAUGUGCUUACGGACUGCUAUCUAUCUCUCGUGCUGCUGCAUUGAGCGCACUACUGGGAACACGACCGGCAAGAGAAUAUUCAAAAGAUGUAAAGUCUUUAUUUCAUAUUGAAAUGGGUUUGAUUGCUAAGCAAGCCAAGCUGCUCGGUUUUUAUUUUGAGGGGAACUCAAAAAUCACUACCUUUGAAGAGAGAAAUGGCUUCGACGAAGGAUUUUCAAUGAGGCUAGCCGUCAUUUGCAUCACUCUGAACUACCACAAGAAGUAUUUCCUUAGCAACCGCUUCAUUUAUGGUAUGCUCGAGCUUAUGCACUUCGUAUACCACAUCGAUAACCUUAUCGAUACGGAUCUGAGUGACCGUUCGCCGGACACUCUCCAGUUGAUUGAAGAUUCACUUCAUCAAAUGUUCGCAUUUGGGGACAUUUCCAUCUUUCGAAAUGAAAACGGGAUGAGCGAGUCCAUCCUGGGUUAUCAGGGCAAAACAAUUGCUAUGAAAACCCCGCCAUGUAGCCCGGGAUAG